Molecule: messenger RNA, 11105 nt
Organism: Closterium sp. NIES-65
Lineage: Eukaryota; Viridiplantae; Streptophyta; Zygnematophyceae; Desmidiales; Closteriaceae
Source: the annotation of a GenBank genome assembly
UGCCAGAUAUUGAUUCUUCUUCGGUGCCAAGAAGCCCUUCGUCUCCAACAUCAAUCCUUGCACCUAUUGGUCUAUUCUCUGUGGAAAGCUAUUUGGCCCGUCAGCUCCCUCCUGUGCGAGGUUAUCUACGUAUUGUAAUGGCGCCCGUCAAGUCGCAUUCCAAGGUCGUUUCCAUCGGACGGACUCCGUUAGUGCAUCCGCUGGACCCGCUGAGUCCCGCGGAGAUCUCUGUCGCCCUCGCGACGGUCCGCACGGCUGGAGCUACUCCCGAGCUGCGGGAUGCCAUCCGCUUUAUUGAGGUGGCUCUUAACGAGCCACCCAAGGACGUGGUCGCACUGGCAGACGCCUACUUCUUCCCUCCUUACCAGCACUCGGUGUACAUUCCACCCGCCAACGCUCACCCUCCCACUCACAACAAACCGUCCUCCUCCUUUCCCUCCUCCUCCUCCCCCAUCCCUUCCUCCACCACCACCACCCCCUCCCCCUCCGCCUCCUCCGCCGCCUCCCCCUCUCCCAAAGCGGCUGUUCUCCGCCUCCCCCCCCGGGAGGCGAGGCUGGUGACGUGGAACAAGCUGACCAAUCAGACGGCGGUAUGGGUGGUACAGCUGGCAGAGGUGCAUGCGAGUCUCAGGGGGGGGCACCACCGUGGACGAAUCAAAUCGUGCCAGGUCAUGGAGGACGUUCAGCCCGCCAUGGACGCAGUGGAGUAUGCAGAGUGCGAGGCAGCAGUGAAGGCACACCCGCCAUUUCAAGAGGCGAUGAGGCGACGAGGUGUCGAUGACAUGGACCUAGUCAUGGUGGACGCGUGGUGUGUGGGGUAUUACUCUGAAGCGGAUCACCCCAAUCGCCGCCUCGCCAAGCCGCUCAUCUUCUGCCGCUUCCCCUCUGACUGCUCUUUGGACAAUGGAUACGCCAGGCCCGUCGAGGGUAUAUACGUGACGUUGGACCUGCAGAGCAUGGAAGUGAUCAGGUGCGAGGACAGGGAGCUCAUCCCUCUGCCCCCGCCCGACCCGCUGCGCAACUACACGGCCGGGGCGGACAGGGGGGGCGUGGACCGCUCCGACUUGAAGCCCAUUAAGAUAGAGCAGCCCGAGGGGCCGAGCUUCCGCGUGAAUGGAUACGCUGUGGAGUGGCAGAAGUGGAGUUUCCGUGUAGGGUUCACGCCUAAAGAAGGCCUGGUGCUGCAUUCCCUAGCCUACGACGAUGGCAGCAGCGGCAGGAGGGGCGUUGCGCACCGGCUGAGCUUCUGUGAGAUGGUGGUGCCGUAUGGCGACCCCCACGAGCCCCACUACCGCAAAAACGCCUUCGAUGCCGGUGAAGACGGGCUGGGCAAGAACGCCCACUCGCUAAAGAAGGGAUGUGACUGUCUAGGGUUGAUCCGCUACUUUGACGCGCACAUGAGCAACUUUCUCGGUGGCGUCGAGACGAUAGAGAACGCCGUGUGCAUGCAUGAGGAGGACCAUGGCAUGCUCUGGAAGCACGUGGACUGGCGCUCGGGGCACACGGAAGUGAGGCGGUCGAGAAGGCUCGUGCUCUCGUUUGUGUGCACGGUGGCCAACUACGAAUACGGCUUCUUCUGGUAUCUCUAUCAGGAUGGCAAGAUCGAAGCACAAGUAAAGCUCACGGGGAUCCUAUCAGUGGGCACUCUGAGGGAGGGUGAGGAGCGCAAGUAUGGGACACUGCUGGCGCCGGGGCUGUAUGCUCCCAUCCACCAGCACUUCUUUGUGGCUCGCAUGGACAUGGCUGUUGACUGCCGCCCGGGCGAGCAGGCUAAUCAGGUGGCGGAGCUGAAUGUGAGGAUGGAAGGGGCAGGCCCGCACAACCCUCAUGCGAAUGCCUUCUAUGCAGAGGAGAGGGUGCUUCGGACAGAAGGCGAAGGGAUGAGAGACGUGGAUCCCAUGUCUGCCAGGCACUGGCUGAUCCAAAACACUCGGGCAGUCAACCGGGCAGGUCGUCCAACAGCCUACAAGCUCGUGCCAGGGUCCAACUGCCUGCCCUUCUCGCAGCCCGAGGCGAAAUUUCUCCGCCGGGCAGCUUUCCUGAAGCACAACCUGUGGGUCACGCCGUACCACCCGGAGGAACGGUUUCCGGGCGGCGAGUUCCCGAACCAGAACCCCAGGAUCGGCGAUGGGCUGUCCUUGUGGGUGCAGCAGAACAGAUCGAUCGACAAUGCUGAUGUGGUGCUCUGGUACGUGUUUGGCCUCACUCACGUCCCACGGCUGGAGGAUUGGCCCGUCAUGCCCUGUGAAUACCUCGGUUUCUGCCUCAUGGUGAGCUUGCCCUCAGCUGCUGCUACAGCCGGUGGUGCUACAGCCGGUGGUGCCAUAGCCGGUGGUUUGAGUGUGGAGGAGUUUAGGGCUUUCGAGUGCCCCCAGCUGAAAGGCUGUGUGUAUCGCGACCAUGCAGCAGCAGCGGUGUACACACGCUGGCAGGUUGCAGCAGCUACCAGAGCCUUCAAUCUCUCCAUCAUCCUUUCUUCCCCCCUCUCCUCAUGCACCACAUCAGGCUGCGUGUAUCUUGACCAUGCAGCAGCAGCAGUGUACACUCGCUCGCAGGUCACAACAAUCACGAGAACCCUCACCAAACUGCUGUGUGUAUCUGGACCAUGUGGCAGCUGUUUACACUCGCGCGCAUGUCGCAGCACUAGCAACAGCUCUCCUCUAACUCUAAACCUCUUCUCUCCCGCCCUCCUUCCCCUCCCUACAACAUCUCAGGCUGUGUGUAUCUGGACCAUGCAGCAGCAGCAGUAUACACUCGCUCGCAGGUUGCAGCAGCCACCAGAGCCCUCACCCGUUCCCUCUUUUCCAACCCUCGUGCUAGCCAUGUGCAAUGCACCUCCCUCCCAGUACGCUUGCGUCUUUACCAGUGGUGCCACGUCAGCACUCAAAACGGUCGGCGAGGCAUUCAGAUGGACGGCGGACAGCGAGCUGGCAAUGACGCUGGACAACCACAACUCGGUGCUGGGGAUCAGAGAGUAUGCUCUUAGAGCUGGUGCUACAGUGUCUGUUGUUGAUAUUCGCUAUGAGGAUGACUAUAUGGGGGAUGAGGAGGAAGAGGAGGAGGAAGAAGGGGGCGAUGAGGAUGAGAGUGAGAGUGGGAGUGAGGCUGGGAGUGAAUAUGAGAGUGGAAAUGAGAGUGAGAGUGAGAAUGGGAGUGAGAAUGGGAGUGAGAAUGGAAAUGACAAACAGGAGAGGAGAGUGGAGAAGGUGGGAGUGGAUGAAGUGAGGAUAAUGAAGGAGGAAUUUAAGGAAGAAGAGGGAGGAGAGGAUGAAGAAGAGGAGGAGGAAGAAGGAGCAGAGGAGGAUGAAGAAGAAGAAGCAGAGGAGGAAGAAGAAGCAGAGGAGGAGGUGGAAGAGGAGGAAGAGGAGGAAGAGGAUAAAGAUGAGGAGGAAGAGGAUGAAGAGGAUAGGAGGGCGGGUGUGAGGUUGGGUAGUGGGAGGAAGGUCCGAUUUGCUUUGCGUGGGAGGAGGAGCAAACGUAAGGGGGCGGAGGAGGAGGAGGAAGAGGUGGAAGAGGAGGAAGAGGAGGAGGAGGAGGAGGAGGAGGAGGAGGAGGAGGAGGAGGAGGAGGAGGAGGAGGAGGAGGAGGAGGAGGAGGAGGAGGAGGAGGAGGAGGAGGAGGAAGAGGAGGAGGAGGAGGAGGAGGAGGAGGAGGAGGAGGAGGAGGAGGAGGAGGAGGAGGAGGAGGAGGAGGAGGAGGAGGAGGAGGAGGAGAAGGAGGAGGAGGAGGAGGAGGAGGAUGAGGAGGAGGAGGAAGAGGAGCAGGAGGAGGAUGAGGAGGAGGAAGAAUCAGAAGCAGAAGAUGAAGAAGAGGGGAAAGUAGGAGUGAGGGUAGGUGGAAGAAAGAAGGUUCGAGUGGUCUUACAUGGGAGCAGCAGGAGUAAGCGCAAGGGAGCAACAGAGGAGGAAGAGGAAGAGGAGGACGAAGAAGCGGAGGAGGAUGAGGAGGAGGACGAAGAAGAGGAAGAGGAGGGAACGGUGGGAGUGUUGGUGAGAAGGAGGAAGGUUCGAUUGGCGUUAGCUGGCAGCAGCAGGAGCAAGCGCAGUGAUGUGGUGGGAAAGGAAGCUGAAGCAGUCUCUGCCGGUGGUUGUACUGGUAAUGUGCGGCAACCCCUAAGUGCUGCAGAUGUCAAUUUGAAUGCACGGACUGGUGAAGCAGUGGGGCCAGCAGCAGCGAUUGUGAGUGUGAGGACAGGUGAACCUGUAGGGGCAGCAGCGAGUGUGAGGACAGGUGAACCUGUAGGGGCAGCAGCGAGUGUGAGGACAGGUGAACCUGUAGGGGCAGCAGCGAGUGUGAGGACAGGUGAACCUGUAGGGGCAGCAGCGAGUGUGAGGACAGGUGAACCUGUAGGGGCAGCAGCGAGUGUGAGGACAGGUGAACCUGUAGGGGCAGCAGCGAGUGUGAGGACAGGUGAACCUGUAGGGGCAGCAGCGAGUGUGAGGACAGGUGAACCUGUAGGGGCAGCAGCGAGUGUGAGGACAGGUGAACCUGUAGGGGCAGCAGCGAGUGUGAGGACAGGUGAACCUGUAGGGGCAGCAGCGAGUGUGAGGACAGGUGAACCUGUAGGGGCAGCAGCGAGUGUGAGGACAGGUGAACCUGUAGGGGCAGCAGCGAGUGUGAGGACAGGUGAACCUGUAGGGGCAGCAGCGAGUGUGAGGACAGGUGAACCUGUAGGGGCAGCAGCGAGUGUGAGGACAGGUGAACCUGUAGGGGCAGCAGCGAGUGUGAGGACAGGUGAACCUGUAGGGGCAGCAGCGAGUGUGAGGACAGGUGAACCUGUAGGGGCAGCAGCGAGUGUGAGGACAGGUGAACCUGUAGGGGCAGCAGCGAGUGUGAGGACAGGUGAACCUGUAGGGGCAGCAGCGAGUGUGAGGACAGGUGAACCUGUAGGGGCAGCAGCGAGUGUGAGGACAGGUGAACCUGUAGGGGCAGCAGCGAGUGUGAGGACAGGUGAACCUGUAGGGGCAGCAGCGAGUGUGAGGACAGGUGAACCUGUAGGGGCAGCAGCGAGUGUGAGGACAGGUGAACCUGUAGGGGCAGCAGCGAGUGUGAGGACAGGUGAACCUGUGGGGACAGCAGCAGAUGUGAAUGCGAAUGCAGGGACAAGUGAACCUGUGGGGGGAGCAGCAGCGAGUGUGAGUGUGAGGACUCCUGAACCUGUGGGGGCAGCAGCACUUGCUGAAACCAACCCUUCUGAUUCCACUGUUCUUGCCGAACCAGUGCUGACCGAACCACAGAAUGGCAGGGCUGUUUCCGAGCCUGGACAGGAGGUUCGGCCAGGUGUGGCUGCUCCAGCUGUGGCUGGGGAUGGUGGGGCCGGAGCUAGUGGGAGUGGGGCGGGUGAGACUGGGGCAGGUGGGACUGGGGCAGGUGGGACUGGGGCAGGUGGGACUGGCUUAGGAGGAAGAAAUGAGGAGAAGGGCCAUGAGGGAAAAAGGGGUGGAGAGGCAGGAUCAGGGUCAAGGGAUGUGAGAACAGAGCAUGAGAGGCCUUCUGAGUCGUCUCAACUGUCAAGGGAUACAAGGGCAGGGGGCAUGAAACAGCAUCGAGCGGCGGAUCGGAAGGGUAGAAGGGUGGAUGGAAUGGUGGAUGGUUGUCCUAAGGGCACAGUCCUUCGAGGGGUGGUAGAGGGGGUGUCCCUUCGCCUGCUGAACCGAUUCUCUCGGGCAGCAAGGGAAGGGAAGGCAAGGGAACACGAGGCACCAAAAGCGCCAACAGCACGACGGGAAGAAGCUGUUUCAAAGCCGCCUGAAGAGGUGUUUUCAGGGGCAGGGAAGGAGGAGGAGCGGCAGCAGCGGCGGCGAAGGCAGAAGCAGGAGGGGCAGGAGGAGUUGCCGUUUGUCCCAUGCCUGUUUGCAAUGCCUGCAGAAAGUAAUCUUAGCGGCGAGAAGCUUGAUCUGAGGGUGGUGCGGGCGGUGAAGGAGGAGAGGUGUUUGGAUGGGUGGGAGGGGUGGAGCCGGGAGGACAGAGGAGUGGAGAGCGGUGAUGGUAGGAGACGAGGCAGGGGGAGAGGGAAAAGGAGAAGUGAGAAGGGAAUCGAGGAGGAAAGAGAGCAAGGGAGAGAGAAGGGAGGGGAUGGCACAACAACUGCUGGUGCCUCUCAAACUCAACAACAACAACAACAGCAGCAGCAGCAGUUGCCUGCAAGCAAGAGAGCAUGGGGCGGCCUCUGGGGUUGGCUGGGAGGAAGUCGUGGGACAUCCGGUGCAGCAGAUGAGGAUCAAGGGCAGGUCGAUAGCAAUGGUGCGGCGACUGGUGGUGGAGCUGACAGGGGUGCUGGUGGUGGAGCUGACAGGGGUGCUGGUGGUGGGAAGGCCCAGGGUACAGAUGCUGUACGCACGGAGAGCAGUGGCAGGUUCACAAGUGGCCACGAAGCUGAUAGGGAGGGUGGUGGUGGGGAUGGGAGUGGUAGAAGUCGUACUGGUCGUGGUGGUGAUGGUGCAUGCAGUGGUGAAAGUGCUUCUUCUUCUCCCGCUCUUCCUCGGCGCUGGUUCGUGCUUCUCGAUGCUGCCAAAGCUGCUGCUUCGGACCCUCCAGACCUCUCGCUCUGCCCUGCUGACUUUGUUGCUCUUUCCUUCUACAAGGUGAGAUAUCCUUAUCCCGCUUUCGACCCCUCUCCUUCUCCACCGCUUCUGCCCGGCGCUGGUGGGUUGCCCCCUCCUCCCCAUGCCCCCUCCUCCCCAUGCCCCCUCCUCCCCAUGCCCCCUCCUCCCCAUGCCCCCUCCUCCCCAUGCCCCCUCCUCCCCAUGCCCCCUCCUCCCCAUGCCCCCUCCUCUGAAUCCUCUCCAUGCCUCCCGCCCUCCGGACCUCUCCCACUGCGCCCUGCGGACUUCGUUGCACUCUCCUUCUACAAGGUGGGUAGGCUGUCUCUACCCCUCUUCAUUUCUCUCCACCCCUCUCCACCUUUCCACACCACCCACUGCCCUGCUAACUUUGUCACACUCUCCUUCUACAAGAUGCUGCCUUCAUCCUCCACAAGCCCUACUUCAGUGGAGGUACGGCGAGUAGCAUGCGCUCGGUGGCAUGUGAAUGACACGGUGACAGUGGUAGCAGAGGUGACAGGGCUAGUAGCAAGUAGCAUGAUGACUCUGCAUGGCAACUUGUGCCCCUCUCAUUCAGAUGCUGCCUUCAUCCUCCACAAGCCCUACUUCAGUGGAGGCACCGUGGCAGCAGUGUUUGCAGACUCCGACUUUGUCUCUCUGCGCCCAUCGCUAGAAGCACAGUGGGAGCACGGCACUCUCCCCUUCCUCCAGCUCGCAGCAGAGCUCCCUCCAGGCUUAGCCCUGGUCACCCGCCUCUCCUUCUCUGCCAUACAACGCCACGUCUCGUUUCUUGCACUCUUCACCGCCUCUCGCCUCCUCUCCCUCCGACACUGCAACGGCCAGCCCGUUUGCGUCGUGUAUGGAAGGCACAGGGCUUUGUUGCUGCAUCUUGAAAAGAGCAGAGUCGUGAAUCGGGAGAGGCGAGAGACUUCUGAUUCGAUUGAGAAGAAUGGAGUGGUGGAUUUGCAGGGAGGAGAGGAGGAACGAGAGGCAGUGUUGAAGCAGCAGGGGGGGGUGGUGGCGUUUAACCUGAAGCGCAGUGAUGGGUCGUGGGUGGGGCACAAGGAGGUGGAGAAGCUGGCAGCCAUCCACAGCAUUCAUCUCCGGCACCUUCACUUGUCUCAUCCCCACCCCCUCCGAAACUACGAGGCGGGGCACGUGUGGUGGGAUGACAACGAUACUGGUUGUUUCUGCAACCCUGGUGCCUGUGCCAAGCACCUGCGCCUCUCCCACUCCCAACUCCUCGAGAAUUACGAGGCAGGGCACGUGUGUUGGGACGACAACAACGUGAUUGCCGGGCGGCCGACUGGCGCCGUGAUUUUUCCGAUCAGUCCCUUCCUCCCCUCUCCCACAUGCGACAGACCGACUGGUUGCUUCUGCAACCCAGGAGCCUGUGCCAAGCACCUGCGCUUGUCUCAUGCCCAACUCCUCGAAAACUACGAGGCGGGGCACGUGUGCUGGGAUGACAAUGACGUGAUUGCCGGGCGGCCGACUGGCGCCGUGCGGAUCUCCUUUGGACACCUGUCAACCAUUGAUGACGUGGAGGCGUUCCUCUCCUUCAUCCAAACGUGCUUUGUGGAGCUGCCACGUCUGCUGCAUGACCGGGAAUGGCUUAUCAUCAAUCCCAUGGGCGCUCCACUGAGGCCCAACAGGGUGAGCACUGAGCAGCCAACACUGCCAGCAGUAGCAUCUCCUCUCUCUUUGCUGCCUCCAAUCCCCAUCCGAUUGCUUUGCACCGCACUGAACCUCCCUGAGUGGCAUAACAUCAGUGCCCCUGGGAGUGGCCCUUGGGUUGGGCAUACCGUUGAGGGCCAGCUGGGCUCCUUCCUUCAACCGCUUCCGUCAAUCCAUCACCUCAUCUCUCACCUCCUCUCCAUCAACCUGGCUCCUCAAAAGUGUCUCAUUUCGCUUCCUCCUCUCUCCCCACCCCCACAACCCCGCCACACGGCUAGGCUGGAUGGGGUGCGCAUGUGCGGUGACAAGUGUGGGGCUGGGUGUGGUAAUCUCUGUUUCCGUGGCAUCACCGUCCACGUGGCAGUGUACCCUGCUGACGUGGCAGCCUGGCUCUCCGCCGCUCUCGGCACGCCAUGUCAGCUUGUGAGGCUCCUUCCGCACGCCCGCCAGCAGAAGAAGCUGCCUAGAAGCAUCCUCAGCAGUCAGGACAACACCAGAACCAAUCAGAUCAGUGAAAAUCAAUCCAGCCGUAACGAAUCUUCCCAAUCCGCAUCCUCCUCCCACUCCUAUUCCUCCUCUCCCUCCUCUUCCCCCUCUCUCUCGCUAGCCAAUGAGGCUCAGCUGCUAGUGCUCUCAUCUGCUAGUCUGGCUGAUCUUUGGAGGAGAGUGGCACAUGGGACAGAGGGGGAGCUGAUGGCAGGAGAUGGAGGGAAAACAGAUGGGAGAACAACAGGAGUGGAUAAACCUUUGCAAAAUAAGCAAGUCAAAUCUGGUCCCUUGCCGUUGCUAGGGUCUCAUUCUGCUGCGCUUCCUUGCUGCCCUGCCGAUUGGAGCCUGAGGCUCGGUAACCCUACCGAACCUAAUGGUCUGGACUCAGGCUCGGGGAUGGAUCAAGCUUAUCCAGCACCAGCAGCAGCAGCAUCUGCCACGUCAGCAGGGUCAUCUCAGGCUGCUGACGUGGACAGAGAUGUGGAAGCAGAUGCCUCGUGGGCAUUGCGGUUUCGCCCCAACAUUGUGGUGGGCGGUGCUGACGUGGCGCCAUACGAUGAGGACAGGUGGAAGCAGCUGGUUGGUCAAGAUGCUUCCUUUGAGUCAGACGCCAUGGCUCUCUCCCUGUGCGCGAAGUCGAGCCUCGUCUCGGCCGCUGGCCUGCAGCAGCGCGGCGCUGCCCUGGAGAGAAGGCAGACCGGCGCCUCGCUCUCAGCGUCGCUCGCCCACUCAGCCGCUGCUCCUUCGUUUAAGGCUUUCGAUGGCAUGCGCGCUAACUCAACCUUCUCCUCCGCCUCUUCAUUCCUGUCCGGCGCUAAAGUUGCUGCGCCUGUGGCCGCGGAGGCUCCGGCUGCUGCCGCUGCUGAGAAGGGUUUCACCCUGACCAUUGUGGCGGGCAGGAACAGCAAGAAGAUUCAAGGAAGGAAGCUCCGCGUCGCCGUUAUCGGAGGCGGCCCGGCCGGCGGUUGCGCGGCGGAGACUCUGGCGGAGAACGGCAUCGAGACUUUCCUCAUUGAGCGCAAGCUCGACAACGCCAAGCCGUGCGGUGGAGCCAUCCCCCUUUGCAUGGUCGACGAAUUUCAGCUGCCGCAGGAGAGCAUUGAGAGGAGCGUGUUACUUGCCAAUAUAAUAUCGCCCUCCAACGUCGAGGUGUUUCCUCACAUCUCUCCCUCCUUUUCCCAUCUCCCUUCUUUUCUUCCUCCCUUGCAGCUGCCACAGGAGAUCAUCGACAGGCGCGUGACCAAGAUGAAGAUGAUUUCCCCAUCCAACGUCGAGGUCGACGUGGGGCGCACGCUCGGCAAGGAGGAGUACAUCGGCAUGGUGCGCCGCGAGGUGCUCGACGCCUUCCUGCGCAACCGCGCCCAGUCUUACGGCGCGUCGGUCAUCAACGGGCUGUACCUGAGGAUGGACGUGCCCAAGGACGACGACAGCCCCUACGUCAUCCACUACUCCGACUACGCCGGCGACUCCAAGGUCGGCGUGCCCAAGACUCUCGAGGUCGACGCCGUGAUCGGCGCUGACGGCGCCAACAGCAGGGUGGCCAAGGACAUCGACGCGGGUGACUACGACUACGCCAUUGCCUUCCAGGAGCGCAUCCGCCUGCCAGAGGACAAGAUGGCGUACUACGAGGAUCUUGCGGAGAUGUACGUGGGUGAUGACGUGUCGCCCGACUUCUACGGCUGGGUGUUCCCCAAGUGCGACCACGUGGCGGUCGGCACCGGUACGGUCAUCAACAAGCCCGCCAUCAAGCAAUACCAGACCGCCACCAGGAACCGCGCCAAGGACAAAAUCGAGGGCGGCAAGAUCAUCCGUGUGGAGGCUCACCCCAUCCCCGAGCACCCCCGCCCCCGCCGGACCUCCAACCGCGUAGCUCUCGUUGGCGACGCUGCUGGCUACGUCACCAAGUGCUCAGGCGAGGGCAUCUACUUUGCGGCCAAGUCGGGGCGCAUGGCAGCAGAGGCGAUCGCUGAGGGGUCUGAGAAGGGCACGCGCAUGAUCGACGAGUCUGACCUGCGUGUGUACCUGGACAAGUGGGACAAGAAGUACUGGGCCACCUACAAGUCUGACCUGCGUGUGUACCUGGACAAGUGGGACAAGAAGUACCGGGCCACCUACAAGAGAGACCUACGUGUGUACCUGGACAAGUGGGACAAGAAGUACUGGGCCACCUACAAGGUGCUGGACAUUCUCCAGAAGGUGUUUUACCGCUCCAACCCCGCGCGCGAGGCGUUCGUGGAGAUGUGCGCGGACGACUACGUGCAGAAGAUGACGUUCGACAGCUACCUGUACAAGACGGUCGUGCCGGGCAACCCCCUCGAUGACCUCAAGCUGGCCGUCAACACCAUCGGCAGCCUGAUCCGCGCCAAUGCUCUCCGCAAGGUUGCCCUCGAGAAGGCCUAA